AUGCCGAAUUCACCAACAACACCGUUUCCUCUCUACCUAUUCCCUAGCCUGCCCUUCCGCCGACGCCGAAGCUCGGCCAUCAGCACCUCGACCGCCUCUACGUCUCCGUCUUCAUCUCCACCACAACCAACCUCCUUCCUCACGGCGCGACCAACCUCGCACCUACGCUGCCAGAAGUGUCUUGCCGACCUCAUCCCUGCUUCAUCCAUCAUAAGCAAAGGGUUCACUGGACGUCACGGCCGCGCAUACCUUGUAGGGCCGCCGUCGACAUCGAGCUUCUUGGCUAGUGGGGAUAUAUCGGCGACAGGAUGGAAGGAAGGUGAUUUGCCAAACACAUUGACACACAAGGCUCAUGCUCGUCAACUCGUGACGGGCGCCCAUACUGUAUCUGACAUCAGCUGCCGUAGCUGUGGUAGUGUGUUGGGAUGGAAGUAUGUCGAUGCAGCCGAGGACAGCCAGAAAUACAAGGUCGGCAAGUUCAUACUCGAAACGAAGAGGAUCGUCAAGGGUGCAGAGUGGGAUGAGAGUAUGAAUGAAGAAGACAACGGUAUGGUACCAGACAAGAACGACCAAGACAUUGAGUUCGAUUCUCAGGAUGAAGACGAAUGUGAAGAUCUAUUCAGCGGAAUCUGGACACCUCAGCUUGCAGCUAAGAGAAGGAAGCGCCGUGCCUAUGGUGAUGUUGACCUGACGGCUUGA
Alternaria burnsii is the source of this 699-nucleotide messenger RNA. Its product is annotated as yippee family protein. Bases 1 to 699 code for a protein of 232 amino acids. The transcript has a single exon. The record is from RefSeq and is a predicted model, not a curated record. NCBI's taxonomy places the organism in Eukaryota, Fungi, Ascomycota, Dothideomycetes, Pleosporales, Pleosporaceae.